Drosophila erecta is the source of this 829-nucleotide messenger RNA. RefSeq names its product homeobox protein invected. The record is from RefSeq and is a predicted model, not a curated record. The coding region runs from base 29 to 553 and encodes 174 amino acids. The transcript is spliced from 2 exons. Lineage: Eukaryota; Metazoa; Arthropoda; Insecta; Diptera; Drosophilidae. Gene Ontology annotation, biological process: regulation of transcription by RNA polymerase II; multicellular organism development; neuron differentiation. Gene Ontology annotation, molecular function: RNA polymerase II cis-regulatory region sequence-specific DNA binding; DNA-binding transcription factor activity, RNA polymerase II-specific. Gene Ontology annotation, cellular component: nucleus.
UCGGGCAGGUUGAGAUCCUGGUCCAGUCAUGUUGGUGCCAUUAAGCGCUGCCUGGAAUUUUUAUGACCUCCGCACUCAUCCCGCACCUCCUUUCAUUGUGCUUGCAGGUCCACGAGCGCGAAAGCCCAAGAAGCCGGCGACGUCCAGUGCGGCGGCAGGUGGCGGGGGCGGGGGCGGCCUCGAGAAGGGGGAGGCCGCCGAUGGGGGCGGCGUGCCGGAGGACAAGAGGCCGCGAACGGCCUUCAGCGGAACGCAGUUGGCCAGACUGAAGCACGAGUUCAACGAGAAUCGCUAUCUGACGGAGAAGCGGCGCCAGCAGCUGAGCGGGGAACUGGGCCUGAACGAGGCCCAGAUCAAGAUCUGGUUCCAGAACAAGCGGGCCAAGCUGAAAAAGUCCAGCGGCACCAAGAAUCCGCUGGCGCUGCAGCUGAUGGCCCAGGGAUUGUACAACCACUCGACGAUACCGCUGACCCGCGAGGAGGAGGAGCUGCAGGAGCUGCAGGAGGCGGCCAGUGCCGCCGCCGCCGCCGCUGCCGCCAAGGAGCCCUGCUAGAAGGGGGCGUGGUGCGCGGCAAUAUCUACGAUCUAGUAUUUAAUGGAGUAGCGUGUAAGCUAGCUUAGAAAUUCGUAGCGAUUAAGUUGUACCAUAUUCUAGUCCGCCGCACACGCAGUCGAGCGCAGAAUCUGCGGAAGAAAUCUUCUGUGGAAGAAGGACCGCUGCGGCUAAGAAAUCUUCUGGAGAAGAUGGACCGCUGCGGCCAAGAAAUCGCCCGAGGAAACGAGCUGAAGUUGCGUGUGCGUUUUGUAUAAUAGAUGCAUAAAUUCACAA